UAUAAAGUAAACAAUCGAAAAAUUCCACCAGAACAAAAACGCAUAGACUCGAACUUACGGAUCAUACAAUCAACGACCGAACCAACUUCACAACACCCCUAAUCUCACCGCUUUAUCACACCGAAUUAAACAAUCCGAUCCGAUCUCAGCAACGUCCGACGAUCGAUUGGAGAAGAAGAUCUCGAAAAUGAGGUCUCAAGGGCUUGAUUUGGGAGCUCUGAACUGAAAUGCAGUCAUCAAAUUCACCGCCAUUAGCGUUGAGUCCAUUCGCAUUCAAUGGUGAUUUGAGCGAGGGCUUCGAGGGCACUAGCGCUUUGUUCUUCGCUUCGUUGCUGUUAUUCCAAGGCGGCGGGAUGGAUUUAUCCAAGGUCGGAGAAAAAAUUCUCAGUUCAGUUCGCUCCGCCAGAUCUCUCGGCCUUCUCCCUUCUACUUCCGAUCGUCCCGAGGUCCCAGCACGAGCUGCCGCUGCAGCAGCCGUUGCUCGUGCUCUUGCUGGAUUACCUCCAGAUCAAAGCCAUGGUCUCCUGUCAAGCUCUGAAGAAUUGAGUUCAAUACAUGGAAGCAGGCCCCACAGUCAAGUAGUGGAGGAGUUGGAGGACGAAUUUUACGAAGAGGAAUUUGAUCCUGUAAGACAUGUUCUAGAGCAUAUUCCUGCUGAAGAAAAUGAGCUUGCAUAUUUUGAGGAAAAGGCAUCUCUUAGAUUAGCACAACUGGAUAUGAUCUCAGAACGUUUAUCCCACCAUGUUAUGGAGCAUCAUGAAGAAAUGGUGAAGGGGAUGCAUUUGGUAAGGGAAUUGGAGAAAGAUUUGAAGGUUGCAAAUGUCAUAUGCAUGAAUGGAAGAAGACACCUUAUCUCAUCAAGGAAUGAGGUAUCAAGGGAUCUCAUUGUUACUACAAAUUCCAAAAAGAAACAAGCACUUUUGGACAUGCUUCCUAUUUUAGCUGAGGUUCGUCAUGCAUUGGACAUGCAAGUGGCACUCGAAAACCAUGUUGAGGAAGGAAACUUCUGUAAGGCGUUCCAAGUCCUAUCUGAGUAUUUGCAGCUUUUAGAUAGCUUGUCAGAGCUUUCAGUCAUACAAGAGAUGAGCCGUGGUGUGGAGGUUUGGCUGGGAAGAACUCUUCAAAAGCUGGAUUCGCUUUUGAUAGGAGUUUGUCAAGACUUCAAAGAGGAGUCCUAUAUAACUGUGGUCGAUGCUUAUGCAUUAAUUGGGGAUGUUUCUGGUCUUGCUGAAAAGAUACAAAGCUUCUUUAUGCAGGAGGUUCUUUCUGAAACACAUUCUGUUUUGAAGAGUAUUGUGCAAGAGGAUCUGGAAGCUCCCAAUACGCAAACUAGUAGACUUACCUACAGUGAUUUAUGCCUUCGGAUACCUGAAUCGAAGUUUAGGCAGUGUUUGUUAACUACACUAGCUGUCCUUUUUAAAUUGAUGUGUUCAUAUUAUGCAAUCAUGAGUUUUCAACCAGAGAAUAAGUCAUCGAUAUUAUAUGGAGCUAUUUGUAUAUCCUUAUUACAGGUUCCAGCAUGCCAAACACCGCAUACGAAGCAGAAGAAAGGUGACAUUUCAGGAUUAUCUGGGGAUGUUCAGCAUGUUGAUUCAGUAGCAAGAAGCUCUUGUAAUUUCCAGGCAGAUGAUGGUUUGCUUUCUGAAUCUGUGAACAGAAUGCCUGUUUUACCUACUACAGAGGAUCCUACGACAACCAACACUUCUUUUGCUGAUGAUAGUAGAACCAAUGGCUCUAUGUAUAUAGAUUCUCCUGAUUCAGUUGGUGAGGCGAGGAAUGGGGGGAGUGCAUCAAGUAGUGAAUCGCCAUGGUUUCAGUUGCGAAAAGAUGCUACAUCAUUUGUUUCACAAACCUUACAGAGAGGCCGCAAGAAUCUUUGGCAACUUUUAACAAGCCGAAUGUCAGUAUUGCUUUCUUCUGCUGCUGUUUGUUCAAGCAGCAUGCAUCAAUUUUUGAGAAAUUAUGAAGAUCUGAAUAUCUUUAUCUUGGCUGGGGAAACUUUUUGUGGAGUUCAAGCAGUUGAGUUCAGGCAAAAAGUGAAGGCCGUUUGUGAAAAUUAUUUUUUUGCUUUUCAUCGGCAAAAUAUAUAUGCACUGAAAAUGGUCAUGGAAAAGGAGAAUUGGCUGAAACUGCCGCCAGACACAAUACAAGUGGUAAGUUUUGCUGGCCUUGUUGGUGAUGGAGCGGCCCUUAUUGUCCCAUCUGAUCGCAUCUCAUCUAAUGCUGGAGUGCUGCACUCCAGUAAAUCAGCAGACUCAAUUGAAACUGGCUCUAAGAAAAGUGGAUUUUCCCAUUGGCUUAGUAAUGGAAACCCAUUUUCGCAGAGACUAAGCUGUGCUUCCAAAGAAUAUCAUGAUUCAUUUUUACAAAAUGGGUCAGCAACCUCAGGAGAAGCUGAUGUUAAAACUGAUGAUUCUCACAAAGAUAAGCUAUCUCCGAGGAAUAGUGUUGAAAAUAAUGUGAAUGGCAAUAAUUCUGUUUCAGAAGAUGAAAAUGAAGAUCUUCAUGCAGACUUCAUUGAUGAAGAUAGCCAACUCCCGAGUCGGAUUUCGAGACCUAAUCAUUUAAAAAAUUACUCUUCACAUUGUAAUGAUGAAGAAACGAUAGCACAAACAGGGUCGUCGCUUUGUCUUCUAAGGUUGAUGGAUAAAUAUGCAAGGCUAAUGCAGAAGCUAGAGAUAGUUAAUGUUGAGUUCUUUAAGGGAAUUUGCCAAUUGUUUGAGAUUUUUUUCCAUUUUGUGUUCGAAGCAUUUGGUCAGCAGAACACUUUUCCUAGUGGAAAAGGCUUGAAUGACUCUCUCACUUAUCGGCUGAAGACAGCCUUAUCCAGAAUAACACAAGAUUGUGAUCAGUGGAUAAAAUUCCAAUCUGCAUCAUUUUCUUCCUCUACAUCCACAUCUUUGAAUGAUGUGACACCUACUAGUCCACCCAGUCACUUGCCCAGCACAUAUUUCGGCCUGAAGGAAAGAUGUGCUGGUGCUGACACUAUUUCUCUUGUUGCUCGAUUAUUGCAUAGAUCUAAAGCUCAUCUUCAGUCGAUGCUUCUGCAAAAUAAUGCAACUAUAGUUGAAGAUUUCUAUGUGCAUUUGGUCGAUUCUGUACCAGAUCUUACAGAGCAUAUUCAUAGAACGACUGCAAGAUUACUUCUCCAUAUUGAUGGGUAUGUUGAUCGAAUAUCAAAUGCUAAAUGGGAGGUUAAAGAACUUGGAUUAGAGCAUAAUGGGUAUGUUGAUUUGUUGUUGGGAGAAUUUAAGCAUUACAAGACGAGACUUGUUCAUGGAGGAAUUCAGAAGGAGGUUCAAGACCUCCUCUUGGAAUGUGGAGUUGAUAAUGUUGCUGAAACUCUCAUUGAAGGUUUAUCACGAGUGAAGAGGUGUACAGAUGAGGGACGGGCUCUCAUGUCUUUAGAUCUUCAGGUUUUGAUCAAUGGCCUACAGCAUUUUGUCUCCACAAAUGUGAGACCAAAAUUACAAAUGGUUGAAACUUUCAUCAAGGCCUACUACCUUCCAGAAACUGAAUACGUGCACUGGGCUCGUGCUCAUCCGGAAUAUAGUAAAAGUCAAAUCAUAGGGCUGGUGAACCUCGUUGCCACGAUGAAAGGUUGGAAAAGAAAAACCAGGUUGGAAGUAUUAGAAAAGAUAGAAUCAGGAAUGUAGCUUCCUGCAAUGAUACAUAAGAUCUCAAGCAUAUAAAGUUUUUUAUUUUCCUUAUUUUUUUCCCUUUUAUGAUUGAUGUAAAUUGGAUAGUUUCUUGGUCUCGCCAAUUUAUAGAGUGAACAUCUCAAGGUUGUAUAUCUCCUUCCUGAGUUUGUAUUAUAAAACCUUCCCUUCAAAGAAACAUCAAAUGUAAUUUUUAGUCAUAUCAUACGGCAAAUAAUGAGUUCAAUUCAGCA
Cornus florida is the source of this 3892-nucleotide messenger RNA. RefSeq lists its product as uncharacterized. The transcript has 25 exons. The record is from RefSeq and is a predicted model, not a curated record. The coding region runs from base 228 to 3656 and encodes 1142 amino acids. Gene Ontology annotation, cellular component: EARP complex. Gene Ontology annotation, biological process: retrograde transport, endosome to Golgi; endocytic recycling. Lineage: Eukaryota; Viridiplantae; Streptophyta; Magnoliopsida; Cornales; Cornaceae. Gene Ontology annotation, molecular function: SNARE binding.